AUGGCACCUGCUGUCAACACUGUCACCCUGGCCUCAGGCCACAAGAUGCCAUUGGUCGGAUUCGGGCUGUGGAAAGUGCCCGCCGACAAGGCGGCCGACACCGUCUACAAUGCCAUCAAAGCCGGUUACCGUCUGUUCGACGGAGCGUACGAUUACCAGAACGAGCAUGAAGCCGGGAAGGGCAUCAAACGGGCCAUUGAUGAAGGCUUGGUCAAGCGAGAGGAGAUCUUCGUCACCACCAAGCUCUGGAACAACUACCAUCGCAAAGACCAUGCGUUGGCCAUGGCCAAGGCCCAGAACGAAGCCUGGGGACUGGGCUAUAUCGACCUGUAUCUGAUCCAUUUCCCCAUCGCCUUGCCAUACAUCGAGCCAGAGAAGCUCCGGUAUCCGGGUUGGUGGCUAGAUGCCGAGCAAACGCAGAUUGAACGGGCCAACGUCCCUAUCAAAGAGACGUGGGAAGCGCUGGAAGAAGUGGUCGACUCGGGCAUCGCCAAGUCGAUCGGCAUCUCCAACGCGCAGGCCCAGACCAUCUACGACAUCCAGACGUACGCACGCCACCCCAUCUCCAGCCUCCAGGUCGAGCACCACCCGUACCUGGUGCAGCCGGACCUGGUCGAGCUCGCCCACGAAGAGAACAUCGUCAUCACCGCCUAUUCUUCCUUCGGGCCCCAGAGCUUCCUCGAGCUUCCUCCCGCGUUCCGCAAGCGCCCGGAAACCGUGCCGCUGCUGUUCGAUGUCGACGUGGUCAAGAAGGCCGCCGACCGUACCGGCAAGUCCCCCGCCCAGGUCCUGCUCCGCUGGGCCACGCAGCGAAACAUCGCCGUCAUCCCCAAAUCCAACAACGUCGGCCGGCUCCAGCAGAACCUCGAGGCCACCGGCUUCGACCUGACCGACGACGAGAUCAAGGCCAUCAGCGCCCUCGACAAGGGCCUGCGCUUCAACGACCCGGGCUUCUAUCUCGACAAGCCGCUGCGCAUCUUUGCCUAG
Messenger RNA from Capronia epimyces CBS 606.96, 987 nucleotides. Its product is annotated as oxidoreductase. Gene Ontology annotation, molecular function: aldose reductase (NADPH) activity. The record is from RefSeq and is a predicted model, not a curated record. Gene Ontology annotation, cellular component: cytosol. The transcript has 3 exons. NCBI's taxonomy places the organism in Eukaryota, Fungi, Ascomycota, Eurotiomycetes, Chaetothyriales, Herpotrichiellaceae. The coding region runs from base 1 to 987 and encodes 328 amino acids.